GAUGAGGUCACUGAAGCUAUCUCACCAGGAGGGCAUAUCAUUAAGCGUCGGGCACGUUCGAGGCCCGUUUCCAUUGAACUUCUCGAGAGUGUGAACCACUCACCGUCACCCAAGGUUAGAAGCUACAUCGAUAUCGGUAUUUAUAUAUAUUCCAUUGUGCUGACAAAACUUCACUCUAGGCUUAAUGUUCCAAUACGAAGCCACCCACUGUGCCGAUAA
Molecule: messenger RNA, 219 nt
Organism: Suillus fuscotomentosus
Lineage: Eukaryota; Fungi; Basidiomycota; Agaricomycetes; Boletales; Suillaceae
Exons: 1
Source: RefSeq, a predicted model, not a curated record